AUGGCCGCCGCCGCCACCAGCCCGCUCGCCCACUCCGCCUCCCGCCGCCACCCGCGCCAGCACCAGGACAUCGCCGAGCCGCCCCCGCUGCCGGCCCCCAGCCUGCCCACGCUCAAACACACCCUCCCGGUCCCCCCCCUGGCCACGCUCACCCCGGCCAGCAUCGCCGCCGCCAGCCGCUGGCUCGUCACCUUCGCCCUCAUCAACUUCGAUCUCGACGAGGGCCCGGACUUCGACAACUGCUAUCCGCCCGUCCAGUUCACGCCCGCGCAGAUGGCCAACAUCGCCUUCUCCUCCUUCCCCGACUGUGCCAAGAGCGGCAGCCUGCUCUUCAGCUGCAGCCCCCAGGAACCCUUCGCGCUCACCAAACCCACCCCCGCCAGCGACCUGUGCGGGUACGUCUACUUCGUCCAGGAACGCGACCCCGCCGUCCCCAGAGGCUACAACCAGCGCUCCAUCGUCCUCAUCACCCAUCUGCCCGACUACGCCGGCCUGUUCUCCACCCUGGUCUCCCGGCUCGGCCCGCUGUAUGCGAGCCAAGGCGCAAAGAGCCUCGCCACGGCCUUCGCCAACAUCGUCUCAUGGCCAGACCCGACGCCGGGGGCCGACCUGGAGCUGCGCUUCUUGGGCCAGGACCACAAGUUCAUCAUCCCGCUGCCCAACCAGGCCCAGAUCCCGGACCCCAAGACCGCCUUCCCGCUGCUGAAGGGAGGCGCCCACCGCAGCGUCCAGUUCACGUCCAACCCGCUCGACUACCAUGUCCUGGCCUCCAACCCGACCACCUAUCUGAGCUACAUCAUGUUCGGAUCCACGCCCUCCUCCUCCCUCGCCCCCGCCUCCUCCGCCGCCUCAUCGUCUGCCGCCGCCGCCUCCUCCUCCCAGCUCAACCCGCUCUCCACGCUCUCCGUCUCCGACCUCUGGCUCCUCUGGGAAAUCCUCAUCCUCGCCGAGCCCCUCGUCGUCUUCGGCGCCACCCCCGACAUCGUCUCCGACACCGUCCUCCACCUCAAAAACCUCAUCCGCCCCAUCCCCUUUCAUGCCAACUGGCGGCCCUACAUCACGAUCCACGACCCCGACUUCGGCCUGCUGUUCGGGAAGAACAAAGCGCGCGCCGUGGGCCUGAUCGGGGCGACGAACCCGAUCAUCCUGACGGCAACGCAUGCGUGGCCGAACGUGCUGAGUCUGAGCCAGCAGGGCGCGAGUCUCAACCACCACAUCGGCCUGCUCACCGAGCGCAAACGCGUCCUCCACAAGAACAAGACCGUCGUCAAGCAGCUCCUGCUCUGUCUCGAGCGCAAGGACUACCACCAUGCCGACAUCGUCAUCUCGCGCCACUUCUCCGUGCUCACCGAGCAGUUCCUGCAGCCCUUGCAACGCUACUUCACCACCCUGCUGCCGACGGCCGAAGGCGUAGGCAACGAGCCCCGCCGGACGGGCACGUUCAACUCGGAGCUCUUCCUCAAGUCGCUGAAGGAGCACACCACGGCGCUCGAGUUCCGCUCCCGCCUGAUGGCCGGCUUCACCGCCAGCGCGCUCUCCGCCCCCGGCGGCUUCUACACCGCCUUCCUCCGCUCCCCCAACUUCUCCGCCUGGCUCCACCGCCAGCUCGUCCUCGGAAACCGCGCCGUCCGCGACCGCUUCUUCGCCAACCCCCGCCCCACCUCCUGCUCUUCCUCAACCCCCCAGCAGCAACAACAACAACAACAACAACAGGAUCCCGAUGGCCACUGGGAUAGCUCUGCUGCUGAACCCCUCUCGCUUCCCUUCGUCCCCCUCGAACCCCGCCUCCCGGCCAUCAAGAAGCUCCACACCCAGUUGACGAGCAAAAAGCCCGGCUCGGCCGGCUCCAGUCCCACCGGCCCGACCGCGCCCGACCCGCGCAGCAAGCACGAGUACUCGACGAUGGCCGGGGCUUCGAAAGCCGGAGGGGCCCGGCCGGCCAGCAGCGGCUGCGUCCGCAGCGCCAGCUCCCGGCGCACCCGCUGCCCCAGCGACGCCCCCGCUUCUGCCGCGCCUGGCUCCAGCUGGACAACCCCGGACCCGCCAACGACGAUGCCCGGGCUCGCGAUCGCCGGGCUCAAGAAGAGCCGCUCCGUCAGCGCCGCCCCCCGCACCCCCCGCGCUCCCGCAGCCGCCCCCGUCCCGCCGCCCGCUUCCUCGCCCUCCUCCGACACCAACAACGACACCGCCGCUGGCGCCAGCAUGAACAACCCCGAUGGCCCCGCUGGCGCCCGUCUCUUGGCCCGCGCUCACUCGCGUGUCUCCCGGCCCGCCGCUUCCAGACCCGUCGCUUCAAGGCCCGUCGCUUCAAGGCCUGUUCUCCGGCCGCGCCACGCUUGGAGGGCGUGUGGGGACUCCGCCCAGCGCGCUUCCCUCGCGUGGCCAGCCACCCGUCCUCGUGCGUCCUUUCGUGCUUUCCUGGGCGCGGCGCGCCAUCGCGGUGGCGGGGGUGAGGCGAGGGCGUCUGUGGGCUCCUCGAAGGGUGCCCUCUCCCCUGCCUCUCCCUCGGCCAGAGCUGUUGCGAGCCCGCCCUGA
Puccinia triticina is the source of this 2535-nucleotide messenger RNA. RefSeq lists its product as uncharacterized. Bases 1 to 2535 code for a protein of 844 amino acids. The record is from RefSeq and is a predicted model, not a curated record. Gene Ontology annotation, molecular function: guanyl-nucleotide exchange factor activity. Lineage: Eukaryota; Fungi; Basidiomycota; Pucciniomycetes; Pucciniales; Pucciniaceae. Gene Ontology annotation, cellular component: recycling endosome. The transcript is spliced from 11 exons.